Molecule: messenger RNA, 2345 nt
Organism: Erythranthe guttata (spotted monkey flower)
Lineage: Eukaryota; Viridiplantae; Streptophyta; Magnoliopsida; Lamiales; Phrymaceae
Source: RefSeq, a predicted model, not a curated record
UCGAUUAUUACAACAACUUGGUGUUCUUAAUUAAACAUUUGUCUUAAAACUCAAACAUUUCCUUAUGUGAAUAAUAAUAAUGCAGGCAGGUUUCGUGUUAGGCCCAUCUUGUCUAUCGCAAAUCUCAAACGUAAAAUCGUUCUUCUUCUCGAGUUCAGCCGACUACUACGAAACGAUGGCACUCUACGCGAGAAUCAUAAUCAUGUUUCUCAUCGGCCUCGAAACGGAUUUUCCUUACCUCUUACGCAAAUUACGUAUAGCUGGCACGAUUGCAUGCGGCAGCUGUUUCAUCUGUACCGUAUUCGCAGCAGCCGUCACUUCUUUCAUAUUCACAGAGACCGGGGCCCACGGCUCUCAUUUCAUCAUGGCCUUAACGCUCUCCAUAAUCUUGUCCAACACAGCCUCUCCCUUCGUCACUCGUCUCGCGCACGAUCUCAAAUUCGCAAACACCGAUAUCGGACGCCUGGCGAUAUCUUCGUCGCUGAUUAGCGACGCAUACGCAGUACUUUUGUUGAUUAUAAUCACGAGGGACAAGCAGGAGUACGGCUUCAAGAAUUCGAUUUUUUUGGGAAUUUUAUAUUCCGUGGUGAUAAUUGUGGUUAUUGUUGUGAAUAGACACGUCGCGAAUUGGCUGAAUAGGAGGAACAGAAGCCAAAAGUACUUAAAAAACACGGAGAUUUUUAUUCUCUUGGCGAUUUUAUUCGUCGCUGCUACAUCUCUCGAGACGCUGGGGUUUAGUAGCAUUAUUGCUUGUUUCCUUAUCGGAGCUUUGUUUCCGAGAGGUGGCAAAACGGGUCGGACCCUCUUGAUCAAACUCUCGUAUUCGGUUCAUAACUUUGUGCUUCCUAUAUACUUUGGUUACAGCGGCUUCAAAUCGGACCUCACUCAUAUAAACAGUUUGACUAAUUUCGCCAUAGUUGCGAUUAUUAUUCUACUCAGCAUUGGUGGUAAAGUAACCGGCACGUUAGCUGCGUGUUUUCACUUAAAGAUUCCACUUAACGAGGGAGUUCUCUUAGCUUUCUUGAUGAACUUGAAAGGCCACGUCGAUUUGCUUGCUCUAACGAUCGGCGUCGAGAAUAAAGUAAGUGUCUUUAUUUAUUUAUUAUUAGAUUUUUUUUUUCUGAUAAAAAACUUAUCAGAACCGAAUGUUUUGAUCGACGCAGGCAGUGUCGAGCCAACGUACAUGGUAAGAAGAGAAAGCGACAUCCUAGGUUACAAGCACAUAGCUUUCGAGUUCCAAUCGCCCGAAAGCGAACUAAAACUCCUCGCAUGCGUGCAUGGCCCACGCCCCGUGGCGACAAUGAUAGGACUCAUCGCAACUUGCAAAGGGUCCGAUAAUGUCGCAAUCACUCCGUACUUAAUGCACCUAAUCGAGCUUCCAGAAAAGACAAAAACGACCCUAUUGUUCCAUCAAAAGGAAGAGGACGAAUUGAGCGACGACGACAAUUAUGGAGGCAACGACGUGGUGGAAAUCAAUGAAGCGGUGGAUAUAUUCGCCGCGGAGACGGGUGUCGUUAUACACCAAUUAAAAGUUGUUUCUCCCUUUGCGACUAUGUAUGAUGAUGUGUGCGAGUUCGCGGAGGACGCGAGAGCGUCAAUUAUUAUAUUACCUUUUCAUAAGCAUCAAAGAAUCGAUGGGAAAUUGGAGAGUGGGAAAGAAGGGAUAAGGGCUACCAAUCAAAAAGUGCUUCGCCAUGCAAAGUGCUCCGUGGCAAUUCUCGUUGACCGUGGGUUGACCGCGGGUACGUUGCAUGUGUCCGGUUCGGGAAUGUUGCAACACGUGGCGAUGUUGUUCUUUGGUGGGCCCGACGACCGUGAGGCCUUGGGGCUUAGUAAGCGUUUGGGGAUGCAUCAUCAUGUGAACCUUACGGUGAUUCGGUUUCUUGAAAAGUCGGAAGGUGGGGAGAAUAUUGGGGUCAACAUUACACAGAAGGACGAGGAUGUUUUUAUGAUGGCGAUUUCGAAUCACGAGUUGCAAAAUGACGCGGAUAAUAUGCAAUUGACUCAAUUUUCUUGGGUUUUGGCAUUUGGUCUAAUUGACACGAAUGAAUUGAUUGAUAGGUACGUAACAUCGGGAGAAGUAGGGUACGUAGAGAAACACGUGGCGCACGGAGGAGAGACGGCGUCGGCGUUAAGAGAUAUGGCGGAUAUGUAUUCGAUGUUUAUAGUCGGAAAAGGCAACAAAGGACACUCAACACUAACAACAGGUAUGAGUGAUUGGGAAGAAUGCCCUGAGCUUGGGAAAGUAGGUGAUUUUCUAGCUUCUUCCGAUUUCGAACUUAGUGGUUCUGUUUUAGUUAUUCAACAACAUAGACCUUCCAACAAUGGUGACGACGAUCUUUAGA